This is a messenger RNA of Paramacrobiotus metropolitanus, 1755 nucleotides long. Its product is annotated as centrosome-associated protein CEP250-like. Lineage: Eukaryota; Metazoa; Tardigrada; Eutardigrada; Parachela; Macrobiotidae. Bases 1 to 1755 code for a protein of 584 amino acids. The record is from RefSeq and is a predicted model, not a curated record. The transcript has 2 exons.
AUGAAAAAGAGACAGGAAUACCAAAACCAGAUGGGAUCCCUCAAUGCUCGUAUUUAUGAAUUGGAGCAACAACAGGCUUAUUUGGAGAACACGGCGGACGAAUGGAAGAUCAAAUACGAGCGCCAAAAAGAACUCGCUGAGGAGUACCUGAAAAUGGUAGAUGACAGAGAAAUGGAAGGUCAUCUUGCAGUCAGUGACCUUAACGAGAGUAUGUCCGAGGAAACAGCGGAAAGGUCACGGCACUUGGCAGAAUUGAAGGACGAAUGCGACUCCCUGAAACAAAAGGUCACUGAAGCAGAAGCCAAGAGAGAUGACUAUGCGACUAAACUCGCCGAGGCUACCCAGCGACUACUGACAAACACUACCGAAGUGUUUAAGCUCAGGAAUGACCUGAAGCUGCGUGAUGAGAAUAUCGGGAUCCUCCAGAAGGAAUCAUAUGAUCACCAGAGAAGGGCCAAUGAAGCCGCCAGGGUGGCAAAGGAACAGCAAGAAGAGAACACGGUGUUGAAAGAGGAUAACAGAAAGGUCACCGAAGAGAUCAACGAGUUGAAAGGAACCGCUAAGACAAUUGCCGAACAGGGCAUGAGGUGGGAGCAUGAAGCACACCUCUUGGACGUAAAGGUUACGGCACUUGAACUGAAAGAUAAAGAAUGGCAACAGACGGUACACCAGAAGACACAGGACAUCAUCAGACUCAACACGGAGUUGAUUGAUAUGACCCAAACGGCAAUGACGAGAGAGGACGAGGUCACCCAAACAAAAAUCCAGCUAAGAGUAGCAGCAGAUGAAUACACUAAACUGGAAAGAGAUGUGACCCAGUUGGCGGAACACAUUAAAAGGGUGGAGAAUGACACUGAAAAGGUCAUCCAGGAGAAGACCUUCCAACUCCAUCAGCACAUGCUAAAGGUCAACGAAGAGAAUCAGAAUUUGAAAAUGGAAAAAGAGGAAUUCCAGUUGAAAGUCCGACGCCACGAAGACGAAAAUAAGGCGCUCAACAUGUCGAACAAACAUAAAGAUGAACAGCUGUUACAAUAUGGAGUCAGGGCAACAACAGUGGAAUCACCGCCGCCCGGUUACAGCAAGGCGCACGAAACGGGCACAGGCAAAAGCUUUCACUUUGAAAUGCCAUUACGAACUGGUACCGGUAAAGGAAGCGUGAAAACGGAACGGGAAGGUGAAAAGGACAAAGAAGACAAAGAGCCACCUUCGGAAAGUUACCCGCAUAUGAGUCGAGGUGACCCUUCACAAUUUCCUCCGCACAUUGAAACAAAUGUGUUCAUUGACGAAGGACGACGGGACAGACCCUCCAGCCGGCAGAAGCGUCCAAGGAAAUCCCGUUAUGGAAAGGCGAAACGAAAUCAAAACGAUGAUGAAAGUAGCGAAGAGGAGGAUGACCAGAGAGCAGAAAAUACAGCGGUGCAAUUGACAAAAGCGCUUAACUCGAUGGCUCGAAAAAACACACUCGUGACCUUUGACGGCAGUCGCGACACCGUGAAUGGCUGGACAAGAUUGGUAAAAGAAACGCAGAAAACCUACCAGCUCACCGACGAUCAAAUCAUGAUCGAGAUAGCCAGCGCACUGAAAGGUCCCGCUAAAACCUGGUUUGAAGGAGAAAAGGAUAUCGCAUCAAAAGACGGAAUUGAAUAUUCGGUAACGGAGUGGAUGGAGAAAUUCAAAGAUGAAUACGAGGCGGCGGAAAUGGAGGCGGAAACUACCAACAGGGUGGUGGCCAGAAUAACGGAGGGGGCCCAGUAA